AACACAACUUUCGGUUUCCUUUCUGGCUAACUAAACUGUUUACAUGCCGGGGCGUUAUCUCUUUCAGCGGUUGGUGAAUAACAUUGUAUAUGUUCUCUCCUACUUGCCCCGGAGUGUGUUUUUUGUGUUACAACGACUUAUUUCAGCUAUGGCUAACUUUGGUGCUCUCACGCCCGACACAGACAACUCUGAAAUAAGUGAUAACGCAAGUAGGCCUUCUGGGACAAAUUAUUGCAAAGACAACGAUUCAAAAAGUUGUGACAAUCAAGACAACGACAGUGACUCUGACGAUUCAUUCACUUCGGAGUAUGACUCUACGUGGGAAGAAGAUGACAAAAUUAAGUCGGACACAAGAAAGACUCAGCCCAGGACAGAACAGCGCUGGUGGGGAGGCUGGUCAAUGGGCAGAAACACAAGUGCUGCCAGGGACAUGCAGACUUACAGACACGACUAUCCAGGUCAGGAGGAUCCUCCACCUUGUCAGGUCUUUACACACCAUCCUAAUUUGAAGUUCUACAAAAACGAGAUGGCAUCUCAACCUGACGAUGUCUCCAUAGAAGAAUUCCAUAAUAAUUGGAGGGGUGAUUAUUCACGCCUGGAGAGGAGCCACACAUUCAUCCAGUGGUUGUUCCCAAUACGAGAGGAUGGUAUGAACUAUCAAGCUUAUAAACUCACAACGGAUGAGAGAGAGGCAUUUAUUGCAGAUGAGACAGCGAAAGAAAGACUGAGAGAAUCGUAUGAGCUGAUGCUGGAUUUUUAUGGCAUGAAGCUGGUAAACUAUCAGACAGGGGAAGUGGAAAGGGCUGAAAACUGGAGAGAGCGUUUUUACAACCUCAACAAGCAUACCCACAACAGUCUUCGCAUCACUCGUAUCUUGAAGUGUUUGGGCACCUUGGGAUUUGCACACUAUCAAGCUCCACUGGUUCGCCUCUUCCUGACGGAGACGCUGAAGAACGGGGAGCUUCCAAAUGUUAAGAGGAGCGUUCUGGACUACUUCUUGUUUUCUGUCCUUGACAAAGCACAGCGCAAAGAACUAAUUCGAGAAGCCUUCACAAUGUUGCACAAGCACAAGGGAAACAGAAAGAACACAGGGUCAGAGAAAUUUGUGUGGUGCCCUAAGCGUGUCCAGAAAAGGUUCCUGGAGGAGCUCAAGAGUGAGGAAACCAAUACAAACAGAGCCGGUGAUCAGAGUCUUGAUCAUGUAGAUGAAACUCAGUCCACCGCUGAGGGAAACACUGGUGAGGUUGAGAAAAAUGAUUCACAGUUGGAAGGUGUGAGUAAGGAAAGUUCAGAUGUGGAAAUGCAGGUCCCCACCGACGACAGGCCAGAUAGCCAGAUAGCAAAUGAAGAAGCUCUUGCUGGUGCCGAUUUGGCCGAGGAGUCUUUGGCCAGGAAGGAUUCAGAUAAGAAUGAUGAAACGUCACGCACUAUAGGAGAUGGUGAGACAGAACAUACAAAUACUGAGAUGGCAGGGGCAGAGGCGCAGAAGAACAUAAGUGACAAACAAGAGAGACAAAGUGCAAACAAGUCAACUUCUAGAGAUGACAGCUCAGUCAGUGGUUCUUCAACAGAUGAACUAUCAAGUACAAUGCAAUUAAAUGGCGAGGAUCCCACACAAUAUCCCACAAAGCAAAGUAAUGCUCACAUUGUAACAGAAAAUGAAGCAAACAGUGAAGAUCUUAAAACUUUUCAAGAUGACAAACCUGAAGGGUGUCCAGAACAGGGAAAGGAGGAAGUCAGGCCAGCAGAAGGCCCUACUGGUCCUCCUAAUAUCACAGAUGAGUUAAAUAAUGAAAACGUGUCUACAGUGUGUCAUAACAGUAGGGUGAAGAACCUGUCCAGUUCCUCAAUAGAUGGUUCUGAUAGUUCUGAUCCGGAUAAUCCAACACCACUGCAAAUGGAUCUGAAGCUGACUACAGACAAAGACACUGAUAAGGAGAAGCCUGUUGAAUUGUCAGUUGAGAAAUCCAAUGAAAAGUACAACGAAGAUGAGAUGCAAAAUACUGCUGUGAAUUCAGGUACUCAGCUGGCAAAAGAGGAUCACAUUGGUAGUCAGCAAGCUCCUCUUGGGAAUCAGGGAGUUGAGACAGCUGUUGUUCCUGCCAAAGAUUCACCAGAAGUAGAGUAGAGUUCAAAUGUAAUCACUGAUGUCUUUGGCAAUGAGGAUCAAGUACACACUGGAAAGAAUUCUUCAGAGAAUGAUUUAUCUCUUUUCUAUGCACUGUUUUUGAGUUUGAGUAGGUUCUAAAUUGUGACUUGAUGAAUGUAAUAAAUGCAUACACACAA
Molecule: messenger RNA, 2286 nt
Organism: Clupea harengus (Atlantic herring)
Lineage: Eukaryota; Metazoa; Chordata; Actinopteri; Clupeiformes; Clupeidae
Cellular component (GO): membrane
Molecular function (GO): opioid growth factor receptor activity
Source: RefSeq, a predicted model, not a curated record